GGGAAGAUGGCUGAGCAGGUGCCGAAGUCUGUGCUCUUCUUGUGUCUGGGUAACAUCUGUCGGUCACCCAUUGCAGAAGCAGUUUUCAGAAAACUUGUAACUGAUCAAAAGCUUUCAGAUCAUGUUACCAAGGAAGACUUUGCCACAUUUGAUUAUAUACUGUGUAUGGAUGAAAGCAAUCUGAGAGACUUGAAUAGAAAAAGUAAUCAAAUUAAAAACUGCAAAGCUAAAAUUGAACUACUUGGCAGCUAUGAUCCACAAAAUCAACUCAUUAUUGAAGACCCCUGUUAUGGGAAUGAGUCCGACUUUGAGACUGUCUACCAGCAGUGUGUGAGGUGCUGCAGAGCCUUCCUGGACAAGGCCCGCUAAUGCCACGCCCGUUCUCCCCACAGCCCCCGGCUGGGCCCCACAGGCUCUGCUGUGAGGCCGCAACU
Molecule: messenger RNA, 434 nt
Organism: Zalophus californianus (California sea lion)
Lineage: Eukaryota; Metazoa; Chordata; Mammalia; Carnivora; Otariidae
Product: low molecular weight phosphotyrosine protein phosphatase-like
Exons: 1
Coding region: 7-369 (120 amino acids)
Biological process (GO): protein dephosphorylation
Cellular component (GO): cytoplasm
Molecular function (GO): acid phosphatase activity; non-membrane spanning protein tyrosine phosphatase activity
Source: RefSeq, a predicted model, not a curated record